GAAAAUAAAAAACUUGAAACUUGAAACUAGGAGGUGUCUUUGUAUCAGUAAUGCAAAGGUGGGAGGUACCGUAAAGAUAGGGAGAGGAAGGAGGGAUGGUAGAGUUAGGGAUGGAGGAAGGUAGUGUUGACAAGUGUGAAAAUGAGAAGCAGUCUUGAGGCGACCGAGAUAGCGUUUCCAUCAUCUGAUCCUCUCCACACCCACUCCAACACCUACCAUGUCUGCUAGUCUGAUCUACUACGACACAGACCACAACUGCACCAAUGUGGACACAUUAACAAAACUCUAUUAUCUGCCUGUCAUGUACGCCCUCAUCUUCAUCGUGGGUCUGGUUGGUAACCUCCUCGCCAUCAGCACAUACCUGGUGAAGCUACGACCGUGGACAAGCAGCAGCAUCAUCAUGGUGAACGUGGCGGUGACCGACCUCCUCUACGUCUCCAGCAUGCCUUUCCUGGUCUACUACUACACCAAAGAGGACUCGUGGACCCUGGGAGACUUCAUGUGUCGCUUUGUACGUUUUGGAUUCCAUUUCAACCUGUACGGCAGCAUCCUCUUUCUCACCUGUCUGGCCGUGUUCCGAUACUUGGUGGUGAAAUACCCUCUGAGGACCCCGCAGAUACAGCAGAAGAGGUGGAGCAUCCUGGCGUGUGCGUUGGUCUGGGUGAUUGCCGCCGCUGAGGUUAUUCCCAUGCUAACGAUGAUCAGUAUGGUAGAUAUUGGCAGCAAGACAUACUGCCUGGACUUUGCCAGUAACGACCCUGAGGUGCUGUGGUGGUACGGCUGGCUUCUCACAGUCCUGGGGUUUUUCCUGCCUCUAGUGGUGGUGUGUGUGUGUUGCGUUGGCAUCUUCCGAGAGCUGGCUAAAGGGCCGUACACGCAGAACCCCAGGCGGGCGCGAGCACGCCGCACCAAGGUGGUAAUACUGGUCGUGUUUGUGGUGUGCUUCCUCCCCUACCACGUGCUGCGCGUGCUGAGAGUCGACACGCGCAGGAAGCCAGAGACGCCGUGCAUGCUGGACCGUGGAGUCCAUGCGGCCUAUAUCCUCUCUCGACCUCUGGCGGGUCUCAAUACCUUCUUCAACCUGGCAUUGUACACACUUGCAGGAGACAAGUUUAAACAGGCCUUCCAAAGUAUGUUCAAACUGAAAAACGUUAAGUCCAGAUUUCAUUUGGCAGUCAUCUCCAGACCCAACACUGCCACUGAAAGCAUGUAGCUAUCUACAAUAAUUUGGUUGAUACUAUACUACACAUUUCUUGUGGAUGGGAAGUAAACAUCAUGAUUUGGUUGUAAAACCAAAGCCGUAAUGUACUGCACUGUAAUUCUUCUAGUCUAUUGUGUAUGGGCGUGUACCACCUACAGAGAGUUGACAUUGUCUGGGUAAAACACCUUGCUUGAUAUGUGAGGAGGAAGUUAGAUGCCAAAGUCGGUACUUACUGUAAUUUGGAUAAGAAUGUAUACUGUCACAACAGUUCCUUUAAAAAUGAUAUCGACCCAGUGGCCCUUGUUUUUGUAACGCAUGUGAAAGAUCUUAGUCUUUGAUCUGAAUCAAGAACGUCAUGUGACUGAUUUAUGACUUCCUUACCUGUCAAACUGUGUUGUCCUUGUGAGGUAUGUUGACAUAGUGUUAUAUUUAGACAGUUGUAGAGACCAGCGGCAUUACCGUGAAGAGGAACUCUGAGGAAACAAAGGCCGAAACCUUCGUUUCUAAUUGAGCUUGCAAAACAAAACGAUUGUUUUGGAGCAUAGCAACAGUGUUUCACAAUGACUUGUAAAACAUUUCCGAUAACAACCUAUGCUUCAUCUCAGCACUUAGUUAAUUUGUCUUUCCUCAUUACCAGACAGAUAAAUAGACCAAUUAUCCUCCUAGAACAACACAACUUGUAGCCACCCACUAUCAUUCUCUAGCAUCCCCCUUUAAAUUCCAGGUCAUCCCCACUUUACAGGAACAAGGUAUGCUGAAACGAAGUGCAUUGUUCAAUGUCAAUUGAUCGAAAAUGUAUUAGAAACAUGUUGCAUAAAUCAGUGUGCUGUGUCAAAGUGUGAGAUAUGUUGUCUACUUAGAAUUAUUGUCAUCUGCUAAUGUCAUACCUCAUUUGAUAAUCAAUCGCCUAUAUCGACACACUAUCCUAUCACAAUUAUACUGGUACAGUUAACAGUUCCUCUGCAGUCUAAAGAGAAAUUAUACAAGUUGCAGUCUUUAAUGAUGCGAUUAUUAUAUUGACGUAAGAGGAAAUUAGAUAUAAAAUGAGAAAAAAUUCCCAUUAUGGUAUAUGCAUUUGGUUUGAGGGGACUGUUCUGUAUGAUAAA
Messenger RNA from Hypomesus transpacificus, 2307 nucleotides. RefSeq names its product 2-oxoglutarate receptor 1-like. Gene Ontology annotation, molecular function: G protein-coupled receptor activity. NCBI's taxonomy places the organism in Eukaryota, Metazoa, Chordata, Actinopteri, Osmeriformes, Osmeridae. The coding region runs from base 218 to 1213 and encodes 331 amino acids. The transcript has 2 exons. Gene Ontology annotation, cellular component: plasma membrane. The record is from RefSeq and is a predicted model, not a curated record. Gene Ontology annotation, biological process: G protein-coupled receptor signaling pathway.